Messenger RNA from Bathycoccus prasinos, 231 nucleotides. RefSeq lists its product with no specific name. Bases 1 to 231 code for a protein of 76 amino acids. The transcript has a single exon. NCBI's taxonomy places the organism in Eukaryota, Viridiplantae, Chlorophyta, Mamiellophyceae, Mamiellales, Bathycoccaceae. The record is from RefSeq and is a predicted model, not a curated record.
AUGAUUCGCGCAUGGAGUAAUGGAGAUAUUCUUGAAAUUCUACUCGUUCGAGUGCAAUACGCGCGGGCAAUGCACUACACGCGCGCGGGCAAUACUAAACGCGCACAUAAAAACACGCGCGCACGAAUCAUCCGGUGCGUUGAAAAUCCACUCGUGAUGCGCAGUAUUCACACCACUCCUCGCGAGACACCAGAAAGCUUUUCGCAGUCAAUCUGGUACCCACAUGUGUGA